Molecule: messenger RNA, 2001 nt
Organism: Chenopodium quinoa (quinoa)
Lineage: Eukaryota; Viridiplantae; Streptophyta; Magnoliopsida; Caryophyllales; Amaranthaceae
Product: protein FAR1-RELATED SEQUENCE 5-like
Exons: 8
Coding region: 1-2001 (666 amino acids)
Biological process (GO): regulation of DNA-templated transcription
Source: RefSeq, a predicted model, not a curated record
AUGGAAAAUUCGACUUUCGAUACCACAAAUUUUAGCAAUCUCAUCCACGAAUUGCUACAAAAACAGAGGCAAAUUGAAACUGAAUUUGAAAUCGAUUUAAAUCGAUCGAUUAUAGAAGAAGAAGAAACAAAGAGUUUUGGAGAUGAAUUCGUACCAAUACUCAACAAUAUAAACAAUGUAGACGAUGCAGAAGAAGCAAUUAACAAUGCAGAAGAAGCAAUUGAGAAUGCAGAAGAAGCAAUUGAGAAUGCAGAAGAACCAAUUGAGAAUGCAGAAGAACCAAUUGAUAAUGCAGAAUAUCAAGUGGUUCCUGAUACAAAUCCAAUUCAUGCUUCUGGUUUAGAUCUUAGAGGUUCAUUUUUUUGGUGUGGAAAGAGAAAUUCAGGUUUCAAGAAAACAAAGUUGGUUGAAAUGGUUAAUGAAGAGGAUGUGAAUGUGAAAACAAGAAAGCCAAGACAAGUAGCCAUUACAAGAUCAAAUUGCAAGGCAUGCAUAAGAGCAAAAGUGAAUAAAGAAGGAAAGAUUGAGGUAGUGGCUCAUGUUAUUCAGCAUAACCAUGAGCUAACAAGGUCACAGUGGCAUUAUUUGCAUCCUUCUGAAAGAAAAAUGACAGAAGAAAAAGCUGAAGCAAUAAAAACAAUGAAAUCUUCAGGUCUAACUACAAUGGACACUUACAAGUACAUGGCUACAGAGGCUGGAGGAGAACAGAAUAUAGGUCAUAGUGUUGUAGAUCAUCUGAAUUUUUGCUCAAGGUUAAGAAUGGAACAAAUUGAGGCUAGAGAUGCUCAAAAUUUAGUGAACAUUUUAAAUCAGGAACAAUCAAAGGAUCCAAAAUUCUUUUUUAGAGUUAAGUUUGGCAAGGAUGGAAGAAUUUCCAAUAUCUUUUGGAUAGAUUCAAUGAUGCUAGAAGACUAUAGGAUAUAUGGAGAUGUGCUUGUCUUUGAUACAACAUACAGAACCAACAGAUAUAAUCUUAUAUAUUCAUUCAUUUGGCUACUAGAAACAUUCUUGAAAGCUAUGGAGAAUAAAAAACCAACUUCAAUAUUCACUGAUCAGGACCAAGCAAUGGCAAAUGCAAUUGAGCAGGUGCUUCCUAAUACAAGGCAUAGACUUUGUAUCUGGCAUUUGGAACAAAAUGCUAUAACCAGAUUUGGAGCUCUUAAAAAAGACAAAGAAUUCAAGUAUGCAUUCAACCAGUGUUUAAAGAUGUGUGUGACAGAACAAGAAUUUGAAGCAAAAUGGCAAGCAAUGAUGCAAAAAUAUGAGUUGACAGCACACUCUUGGUACCAAAGAGUGUACGAGUUGAAAGAGAAAUGGUGUCCUGCCCUUAGUAGAGAUUUCUUUUCAGCAGGAAUCUUAUCGUCACAAAGGAGUGAAAGCACUAAUCAUGCAAUAGGAUUCAUAGCAAGUAAAGCAACUACCUUGACAGAAUUUUAUACCAUAUUUAAGAAAACAAUCAAUCGUUGGAGAAGCACAGAGAAAUAUGAUGAGUUUACCUGUAGCAAGUCAAUAACAUUCACUUCAUUGCCACUAUCUGGAAUGCUAAAACAUGCUGCUCAGGUUUUCACUUUGUCACUCUUUAGAGAUUUUGAAGAGGAGUUUGGAUAUUCUAUGGCAACAACUGUUCAAAUGAUUGGAAGAAAUGAAGAAUGUCUACUCUAUCAGGUAGCCCUAGAAGACAAGCCAUGGUCUGCACAUCAAAAUUCUACACUUGCAUUCAGUAACAAGAAUACCAGACAAUGCUGCCAGAGAGAAAGUGCAGAAGCUGCUUCUAAUGUUCCUGAUGUGGCAGACAGCAAUCAUAGCAAUGAUGAUGUUUCUUCGGCAUCGAGUACAAGCACAAGUGUACCAACAAUACUUGAUCCACAAAGGGUUGUAACAAAAGGUAGAAGCAAUAGAGCAAAAGGAGGUCUUGAAAAAAGCAAGAGAAAAAGAAAACCAGCACUGCCACCUCCACAUUCAGAAUUUGGAUCUAAAACACCUAAUUUGAGACUCUUUUAG